Molecule: messenger RNA, 1173 nt
Organism: Hyalella azteca
Lineage: Eukaryota; Metazoa; Arthropoda; Malacostraca; Amphipoda; Hyalellidae
Exons: 2
Coding region: 1-1074 (357 amino acids)
Source: RefSeq, a predicted model, not a curated record
AUGACGGCUGCCGAAUACAAAUUAUUUGAGUCACUCCUCCACCAGCCGCUGGGGUGGGUGGGGUAUAUAAGGAGCCCUGAGACGUGGGUGCUCAGUUGUCCGGCAGCCGCCGUGGAGUUCUGGUUGAGCCCACUGGAAAAUACAGACCUCGUCGACCGACCCAACCGCGGGCCAGUGGGCUGCGACAAGCCCACCCGAUCAGCAGGCUGCGACAAGCCCACCCGACCAGUGGGCUGCGACGAGCCCACCCGACCAGUGGGCUGCGACAAGCACACCCGACCAGUGGGCUGCGACAAGCCCACCCGACCAGUGGGCUGCGACAAGCCCACCCGACCAGUGGGCCACGACAAGCCCACCGGGUCAGUGGGCUGCGACAAGCCCACCCGACCAGUGGGCUGCGACAAGCCCACCCGACCAGUGGGCUGCGACAAGCCCACCCGACCAGUGGACUGCAACAAGCCCACCGGGCCAGUGGGCUGCGACAAGCCCACCCGACCAGUGGGCUGCGACAAGCCCACCGGGCUGGUCUUCUUCGACUGGAAGGCCGCGGAAGCCCAGUGGGCGAGGGACGCAGCGAGGGCAGGAGGGCUGCGCUUCCCUCUUCCCCCCGCCCUCUUGCGGCGGUGGGCGUGUGAGCUGACAGCCCUCAGAGGGGGGCGCCUCCGCCCCCCGCUGCCAGGGGGAACUGGCUCUGCUGCAGCUUCAACAAAUGCAUCAACAGCUGCAUCAACAGCUGCAUCAACCUCUGCAUUAGAUGCUACAUCAGCAUCUGUAUCAACAUCUGCAUCAAUAGCCACAUCAACAGCUGCGUCAACAGCUUCAAAAACAUCAACAUCAACACUAAAAUCGAGACUAAAGACUAAAUUCAAAAUGAAAGUUUGGCCAAAGCCACCAACUGAUGGAACGUCGGAUAAAAUUUCAAUUUCAUCCAAAAAUUCUAAGGCAGACAGAAUUUCUUUAAAGGAUAGAAUGGACAGAACGGAUCAAAUGGACAGAACGGAUAGAGCAUCCUUGUACAGACAAAUAUAUUUUGAUGAAUCGAUAUUGAUUCGCGAAAGUGAAGUUGAUGGAUGAAUUUUUACUUCAUAAAUAUACUAAGAAUUUAUGACUUACUGUGAUUCAUUUUCGAUUUAUUUCAGUGAAAAUUAUUUCUUAUUCUAUUAGCGUUUGAAC